AGCAUCGGGCGCACGUGUCGAUCGCGUAGGGCCUCCCCCCAUCAAUCCGCUGUCUGUGAUUGUGUGUGUGUGUGGCUACGCAGUUUUUGGUUCCCCUUGUGUGCGAAAGAGAGAGAACUAGUCGCGAUCACCGGGCCAAGAUCCUCGAGGCGCCGGCCGAGAUUCCCGCGAUCCUCGAUCGCGAUCGGCAGUCAUCGAACGGACGGCCUACCGUACGCAUCAUCGUUCGUGGUGGUUUCUCUUUCGGUGUGUGUGUGUGUGCGCGAGUAGACGUGUCGCGUUUUCCGGCAGUUCCGCAGUUUUUGGACGACGGUAAAUAAACGGGACCAAAAGCGAACCGAACGGCCCCAAAAAUUAUUUGCACGCCCCGCGAGAGUGAGUGAGUUGAGAUGCCGCCACAAAACUCGAUCGAGUUGACGACCAAACCGGACGCGGAUGGCGCCAACGGUAAGCUGCUGCCUGCAGCCGACACCACCGCCACCAAUGGCACGGCCACCGUGAAGGGUGACGAGCCGCCCCCAACGACGACCCUGAUCGUACCGCCGGACGGUGGCUGGGGCUGGCUCGUCAUGGUGGCGUCCUUCUUCUGUAACGUCGUCGUCGACGGGAUCGUCAUGAACGUGGGCAGCUUCCUCGGUCCGAUUCGGCACGAGUUUGGCGUGAGCGAAGCGGAAGUGGCCCUCGUGAGUUCACUGCUGAGUGGCUUCUACCUGCUGACCGGCCCGUUCGUUAGCGCCCUGGCCAACCGGUGGGGCUUCCGGAUCGUCACGAUCAUCGGUGCGCUGGUGGCCGCGUUCGGGUUCUUCAUCUCCCAGUACGCCACCAGCGUAUUGUACCUGUACGUGACGUUCGGAUUCAUCGGAGGCGUCGGCUUCUGCUUCAUCUACGUCCCGUCCGUCAUCACGGUGGGCUACUAUUUCGAGAAGUGGCGCGCCGUAGCGACCGGAAUCGCCCUGUGUGGGUCCGGUGUCGGCACGUUUAUCUUUGCGCCGCUGAACGCGAUGCUUAUCGAGUCGCUCGGUUGGCGCGGUGCGUUGGCCGCUCAGGCUGGCAUCGUCCUGUCGUGCAUCGCGUUCGGGGCUAUCUUCCGACCGAUCCAGCCGACCGAGGUGACCGUUACGAAGGACGAGGAUACACCGGCCGAGAAGGGCAUCCGGUUGGGUGAGGGGCUGCCGGUGGUGUACACCAGGCCACUGCCCGAGGGCCGCUACGCCUACUCGAUGCCAAACAGUUCGCACAACACGUGGAUGGGAGCGAACCCGAACUAUCAGUACCCGACGGCGGCCGAGAUCUUCCGCCAGGGGAGUGGCCACAACCUGGACCGACGGCCUUCGCACACCUCCGGCCAGCUGGUUAGCCACAACCUGCAGAGCACGACGAAGAAGCUGGAGAAGAUCCAGAAGCGGCUCGCCGGCCAGAUGACGCCGGAUGAUACGAUCCACGCGCACGGAUUCGCCACGGCCCACCACGAGCUGAACCCCGUCGGGGAGGCGGACGAGGAGGAGACGGAGAAUGGCACGCUGCUGGCGGUGCCGGCCGAGCAGGCCACCAUUACCGUGACGACGGCCUCGGCCCGCCGCCACACCGUUUCCGGUCGCCGGCCAAACGAGGCGGCUGGCUCCCGGCAUGGAUCCCGCCGAACACUCAACGACGGGGCCCGGCCGAUGUAUCGGGAUGACAUCUUCUUCACCGGCUCGCUGGCCCGCAUCCCGCAGUACCGCUCGCAGACCUCGCUCGGGUACCACAUGUCCGUAACCCAUUUGCCCACGAAGGCCGACGUCGAGGAGGAGGUGGAGGAGCAGUGCAUGAUGUGCCCAGAAGCGGUUCGCCGAACGCUCGCCACGAUGCUCGACAUGUCGCUGCUCAAGUCGCCCUCCUUCAUGAUGCUCGCCUUCAGUGGGUUCCUCACGAUGAUGGGCUUUUUCGUGCCGUUCCUCUACGUGCGGCAGCGGGCCGUGGCCGGCGGGAUGCCGGAGGACGUGUCCACCUUCAUUGUGUCCGCCAUCGGUAUCUCCAAUACAAUCGCUAGGGUCGUCUGCGGACUGCUGACUUCGUUCAAAAACGUUAACGCGCUCCACCUCAACAAUGUGGCCAUUACGCUCGGCGGCAUUGCGACGAUGGUGAGCGGUAUCUACGUCACCGAAGCGUUCCAGUUUACCUACGCCGGCGUUUUCGGGAUCGCCAUCGCAUGCUUCUCGGCGUUGCGUUCCAUUCUGGUGGUCGAUCUGAUGGGACUGGAGAAGCUGACCAACGCCUUCGGAAUACUGUGCCUGUUCCAGGGCAUUGCCGCCUUCCUGGGGGCUCCCAUUGCAGGAUAUUUCACCGAGCUGACCGGGUCGUACAAUGCUUCGUUCUACAUCUGUGGUGCUCUCAUUACACUGUCUGCCGUACUCUGCUACCCGCUGAGCGCCGUCAAUCGGUGGGAGAAGCAGCGAGCCGCCAAAAUGGACUCCCAGAAAGUUUAGGGGAGCAGCACAGCACCUCGAAUGGGGUCUGUGGCAGCUGGAUCACCUUGAAGACCCCCCAAACCACGCUGGUAGUUCUACAUUUAAUUUUGCUUUCCUUUAAAUUUAUGAAGGCGCCUCGAAGCAAAGGGCCGUCAGCCAGAUAGCUUUUACACACGUGUAGCUUUGCUCAAAGGAACGUUUUGCUGCUGCUAUGUACUGUUCCGAGCGCCUAAUAAGUAGAACGAAUGGGCAUCGAGUGUCUUCGAAGGACCAACUUUAACGUUAAGCACGUAGCAAGUAAGCUUAUUAUUGUGGAAAUUAUGAUUUAUUUGUUUGUCGAAUCCUCGAACUUUUGGCUACAACUUGCCGGAGGAUUACUAGCCCUACAACGUAACCGUCGAAUACGCAAUACGCAGACUGAAACGUCCCUCCUCAAGGUCUAUCUCACUGGCAACACUGGAUUCGUACUGGAAAGACUAAAGUACUAUAAAGAAACACUAGAAUAACACCGCACUUAGCAGUUCCUCCCUUUGCCAUAUCGAAAGCCAGACUUACGAAACGAAAGACAGCCAUUUGGCCUUUGGUACCUCACACAAAAAAGAAACCGUUGACACAACAUCCUUUUUUGAUUAGCCGCCUCGACGCUAGAGAAAAGGAUGAAAGUUGCAACGAAGAGAGCAAUGUUAGGAAUUGAGGUUAAAAUAAUUUGAGCAACAAUUAGCCCCCCAAAAAGAGGAAGAAGCAAAAAACAAUAAGAGAAUAAAUUAUCUGUGAUAUCAGCAUAUAUAUAUUAAACACUUUUUUAAGCAUAUGUUGUUGAUAUUAGCAAACGUUCUGCAGUCUCCUUCCGGAAGGAGGACUGGUUCCGGCUUUACACCCAAAACAAGGCGCACCAAUAGACCAAUAGACCAAGAAAGGACAUAAAACUGAACCGCGAAACA
Anopheles cruzii is the source of this 3388-nucleotide messenger RNA. RefSeq names its product monocarboxylate transporter 3. The transcript is spliced from 5 exons. Bases 390 to 2465 code for a protein of 691 amino acids. Gene Ontology annotation, molecular function: monocarboxylic acid transmembrane transporter activity. Gene Ontology annotation, biological process: transmembrane transport; monocarboxylic acid transport. The record is from RefSeq and is a predicted model, not a curated record. Lineage: Eukaryota; Metazoa; Arthropoda; Insecta; Diptera; Culicidae.